AUGUUUACUAGUGAUGUUUCUGAACCUUACGAAACCCUAAAACGUUCGAUUCUUAAACGAGGAGACCUAACCGAUCGACAAAGGUUAGAUCAACUCUUCAAUAACAUCGACCUGCAACACGGUUCUGCGACUGACAUGUUGCAAAGAAUGAGAGAAGUGAUAGGCCUAAGGACUUUCGACGGAGGUCUAUUUAAACAACUUUUCUUGUCUAAACUUCCUCAACAGGUGCAAGCGGUUCUGGUCUCAUUUCAGAACAACGCCUUAGACGAGCUAGCUGCAUCUGCCGAUCGUAUUCUAGAAAUAACGAAAUCGUCUACUUCAGAGGUAUUUUCCGUCAAAGAAAAGCCUCACGCGACUCAGAAUGACAUAACCGAGUUAUGUCAUACACUCACGCGUUAUCUUAAUCUUCGUAACGACCGUAGUCGCUCACGCAGUCCACGUAGAAGCAUUUCGCGUAAACGAUCUGUCUCUAGACCACGAGAGACGGAUAACCCUGACUGGUGCUGGUAUCAUAACCAGUAUGGGAAAUCUUCCAGAAAUUGCAGAAAACCCUGCAAUUUUCCCAACACGAAAACGACUGACUCGAAAAACAAUUCGGGAAACUUACAAGCCGGCACGCGUUAA
Messenger RNA from Schistosoma margrebowiei, 624 nucleotides. Lineage: Eukaryota; Metazoa; Platyhelminthes; Trematoda; Strigeidida; Schistosomatidae. The record is from the annotation of a GenBank genome assembly.